AUGCUGGGAGUGCGAGCCAUUCCUCAGGCAUUGUUUAGAGGAGGCGUUGGGUUGUCUUACCGUAAACUACCUAGUGUUUGUGGAAGGGAACAGUAUCUGAAAUAUGCGCGAUGAAAUACAAGCGGUUGUACUUGAUAUUGAGGGUACUGUUAUAUCCGUGAACUUCGUCAAGGAUGUGCUGUUCCCAUUUGCACGGAAGAACAUGCGAACCUACCUGGAGUCCCGCUGGGAAGACCCCGAGCUAAAGGCGAUUGUCGCACAACUCCACACACAGGCGAUUCAGGAUGCGAAGGAUGAUGGCUCGGUGCCCCCCGUGGACAAUCCAGUCAAAGCACCCAGGGAGGCACUCAUUGCUCAGCUGGAGGCCAACUUGCUGUGGCAGAUGGAUGCUGACCGCAAGGCGCCACCGCUUAAGGCAUUGCAGGGUCUCAUCUGGAAGGAAGGCUAUGCCAGUGGUCAGCUGUGUGCAUCGCUCUAUCUAGAUGUGGUACCGAUGCUGGCUGCCUGGAAGUCACGCCACCUGAAACUCCUCAUCUACUCGUCGGGCAGCGUGCAGGCUCAGCAACUGCUGUUCAGCCACACCACUGAAGGCGACGUCACCAGACUCCUAGAUGGCUACUUUGACAUUAACACAGCCGGAGUGAAAACCGAUGCCAGGAGCUACGAGGUCAUCAGCCAGGCGAUCAAUACCAUUCCCAGCAAAAUCCUCUUCCUCACAGACAUAGUCGCAGACUCCUUGCCGCCAUUCCUGUUGCUGCAGUUUUUUCCACUGGUUAUGCAGACCGUGCACAUAUACACUCGAGGCUCAAGCUGCACGCAGUGCUGGCUUUCAAGUGCGGCUGGUGGUGCGUCCAGGCAACAAGCCCCUGAGUGAAGAUGAGAAAGCAUCCUUUAGCUUUAUCGGCUCCCUGGAACAAAUCGAGCUGUGAGACACGUGGGAGCAAUGCCUGUCCUGACUGUCUUUCCUUACAGCGCAGUACCUCGAAUAUAAUACGAGAAGGUGCGAAAUAAAAGCCUUACUUUCAACAUCUUGA
Molecule: messenger RNA, 1034 nt
Organism: Rhipicephalus microplus (southern cattle tick)
Lineage: Eukaryota; Metazoa; Arthropoda; Arachnida; Ixodida; Ixodidae
Gene: Enoph
Product: enolase-phosphatase E1
Molecular function (GO): acireductone synthase activity; magnesium ion binding
Source: RefSeq, a predicted model, not a curated record